This is a messenger RNA of Rhineura floridana, 4460 nucleotides long. RefSeq names its product PRA1 domain family member 2 (gene PRAF2). Bases 47 to 625 code for a protein of 192 amino acids. The record is from RefSeq and is a predicted model, not a curated record. Gene Ontology annotation, cellular component: membrane. The transcript is spliced from 4 exons. NCBI's taxonomy places the organism in Eukaryota, Metazoa, Chordata, Lepidosauria, Squamata, Rhineuridae.
AGGACUCCAUUUCCCAUCUUUCCCUGCGGUGAGGUCUGUUGUUGCGAUGCAUUGUGGUCAUUGUAGUUUCCGCUGCAAGCGAGUGAAGAUGUCCGAGGUGCGGCUGCCCCCGGUUCGGGCGCUGGAUGAUUUCCUGCUGGGCUGCACCCGGUUGGCUCCCCCUGACGUGCGAGACCUGCAACAUUGGCAUAACCGGGUCAUCAAUAACCUCCUUUACUACCAGAGCAAUUAUCUGCUGUUGCUGGGCGUGGGACUGUUGCUGGGAGGGUACUUUUGCCCCAUGCUGACUCUGCUGAGCAGUGCCCUCAUCACUCUGAUCUUUGUGGGGUUCGUCUGGGCGGCUGAGAACAAGGCUCCUGUGCGACGCUUUCGGCGGAAUUAUCCUGGCACUUGCCUCCUUGCUAUCCUUGGCUGUGUAUACUUUCUGGUGUCUCUCUUAGAAGGCUCUGCCACCUUCUUGAUUUUCAUCGCCCUGCCCAUAAUGUUGACCCUCAUCCAUGCCUCUCUGCGUCUCCGGAAUCUGAAAAACAAGAUUGAGAACAAAAUAGAGAGCAUUGGACUCAAGCGCACACCCAUGGGGCUGCUCCUGGAAGCUCUCGGGCAGGAACAGGAAGCUGGAUCCUAGACGAUUGCCAUAAUUCUCCCUUUGGAAAUAUGAGAGAGAUUCAUCAAGAUUUCCCAUUAGAGCAAACUGGAGGACGGAGAGCGGAAAGCAAUUUUGAAGAAGAUCUAGUGAAGGCUUCAAAUGCAUGAUAAAGGCUAGCAAUUCAUUAACCCUGUGGGUAUCUCUUAUCUUAUGCAUUGCGUAGAAGGGGACACUCCAAAGUUCAGGGAGUAGACAAGGAGCUAUGUUGCAACCUAUACAUUCAGCGACAACGGAAGAAAAUCCACCUUAGGUUAACUCCCAUUUUGUGACUACAACAGCCUUGCCCAACCAUUUCCAGAGACCAAUCUGGCACAGUUCAAAUCAUUGCCUUCCAGUGUCCUCCCUGUUCAAAACUUCAAAGAAUGGACCAAAUGGAAUUUAGUGUACAGUUCUGAGUUGAGUCAGAGAUGCACCUGAGGGGUAGGAUGUUUAAUAAAUGAAGGAGCUAAGAGAUUCUAGAAGCAUUGCCAAAAAUUAAUAACUGUCCAAGCGGUUCCAUGUAUCCCUCCAUUUCUUAUAUAUGCAGCUAGUAUUUAUUCGGACAUGGAGGAAAUCAGUGUCAAAAUCCUCUGUACUACUUCUUGCUAAAAAAAACAGAAAAGUUAUUGGUUGACAAAAGGAACUUGAUCUCUAAGGCUUUUAAGGGGAGAAGACCUCCCCUGUACCCCUUGAUUUUUGUGGGAUGUGUAUGAGGGAGGAAGGAAGGAGCAAACAGAACCACACACUCAUUACUGACUUAGGGCAGGCACCGUUAAUUGUCCCUCCUCUGACUCUUGCUUGCCUUAGAGGACCCUCAACCCCAGCAGUGGCCUCCUUCUGCCAGAGGACCCUUAAAAACUUCAUUUGUGUUACAGAAUAUGUGUAGGAGCAGGAAUCCACUACUGAGGGAGUGCUUUGGGAUUCUUGCCAUAAGCCCCGUGUGGGCCCACUUGCUAAUAGUAUUCAUACAGCACUUGACAGUGUUCAAAGAUCUUAACAUCAGGUGGGGGGAGCCUGCAGCCCUCCAAAUGUUGUUGGACUAUCCCCAAUACCAUUUCCCGUGCUGGCUGGGGCUGAUGUUGGCAUUUGUUUAUUACAUUUAUAUCCUACCUUUCGUACAUGGUGCCCAAGGUGACGUACAAACAUGGUUCUCCCCCUCUCCAUUUUAUCCUCACAACACCCCUGUGAGGUAGGUUAGGCGAGAGACUGUGACUGGCCCAAGGUCACCCAGUGAAACUUGUGGCUGACAACAUCUGGAAGGCCACAAGUUCCCUCUCCCUGACUUGCAUUAUCUAAGUAAUCCUUCCAGCAGCCUGAAAUAUAGGAAACGUGUGUGUGUGUGUGUGUGAGGACCCAUAUGGAGGUAUGCAGAGAGGUCAGUCUGGAGAGAUGGGGGUGUCUGUCAGUGAUAAUCUUCUUCUAACCUUGCAGAUCAUUGGGGAUAGGCUUGGAAUGAUUCAUCUUCCCCUCUGUCUGUCAGUAGUAUAGGUGUGAAAGCUUUAUCUCUGCUGUAGAGAAUGUCUCGUUUAAGCACUAACCUUGAUCAGGAGAGGGUGGGGAUGGCCAAAACGAAGACACCCUCCCCUCCCCAAGCUGUGGAGGUGAAGAGGCUGAGCCCACCCUUCUCCUCUGAAACGUAACAUGGGAGGAGGCCAGGUGGAAACAAAAAAAGAGGACAGGGCUCCUAACACUUUUAAAUAGAAGGGGGGAUUGCAUGACGAAGUACACUUGCUGAAAUUCCCUCUUCUACACAAUGAUUAAAAGUGCAGGAGCACAGCCCCCCGCCCCGUGCCAUUGGCCACCUUAACUCAAGGAGCAUGUCUCCCAUCCCAUGCUUCCUUUGGAGUGGAAAGAAAGGCUCUAUUUCUUUUUGCUCCCAAGGUUACCAGUGGAGAGGAGGGAUAUCUCCCUACUGGUCACCCCUCCCUCCCCGACCUGUGUUCUACCUCCACGGUCAGAGACAGCAUGCCUCUGAAUACUAGUUGCUGGAAACAGUAGGAGGGGAGAGUGCUGUUGCGCUCAGGUCCUGUUUGCGGGAUUCCCAUAGGCCUCUGGAUGGCCACUGUGAGAACAGGAGGCUGGACUAGAUGGCCUGCAUGGCCUGACCCAGCAGGGCUCUUAUGUUCAGAGCUGGCCCAAGAAAUGUUGCUGCCUUAGGCAGGGCAGCAAAUCACCCCUCCCCCCCAAGCGGAGGUGUAUAGCUCCCAAGGCCAGUCAAGUCAUUUGGGCACCCUGAGUCAGGAAAUCCCAGAAAUGUUCCUCCCCCUCCCUGACAGUAAAAUACAGUAACAAGGAGUUAAAUAAAAGGUUGCCGCCUUUUCAUGCCACCCAAAGGCAGCCAUUUCACUCUGCCUAAUGAUAGGGCCAGCCCUGCCCCCUCUACCUGGGAAUGUUGUUGGGUCCCCACUGUUGUUAUCCUCGUAUUCCUUGGGACCAGCUUGCUAAAGAUGAACGCAGUUGCAUUGCCUAAGUCUACAAAGUAAACUUGUAGCAGAGGUCUUCUUGGUUUGCAACUCCAGCUGUUAGCUAUGAGGCUACACACUGGGUAUUCUACCCCCAUCCCCUCAUUUGUUUUGCAGCAAAGAGGCAAACGCAUGGCACUGCUUCUCAGCAAGUUGUCACACGUUGACUAUGACAAUGUGGCUAUGCACAGCUGUACAUUAAAAAAAUAAUAGAGAAGCUAAGCGUGCAUCCCAGCUGACAACAGUCAGCAGCUCUUCAGGAUGAAGUGGGUUGCUUAUGAAUCCUGUGACCAAAGGGAGUUUUGCCGAUGAUUUUAUUUGGGACUUUAUAUCCAAAGUAUGUAUUAUUCUAUCAUUUGUGCCCAUCCCCCCAAUAACUAAUGGGGCACAGUGUAUCAAAAACUAAAGAAAGGUAUUUUUCUAAAAUUAAGGACCCCACAGCUUUUUUUUGUAAUUUCUGAAAAUGUUGAUUUUCUCCUGAAUAUUUUGUUAGUCAGAACACAAAAUAGGAACACUCCAGUAGAAGCUGGGUCAUGAUGCAUCACUCUCUCUGUUCUACUAGCCUGUAUCAUUGAACCCACACUUUAAAAUCAUUGCACUUGAAGCAAUAUGAAAGUUCUGUCGCUGCCUGUUUCGCCUAUGCAUAUCAUCAACUGGUGUGGCAUUUGUCAAGUGAAGAUAAUGCCUGGUGAAUCAACUUCUUAUUGGAAUCCAAGGAACUGAAGUGGAUUGUUCAAAAGCUGAAGGCUGCCACCUUAGGUGUACUUACCACAAUCUUUUGAGACUUGCGUUGAACUAAAUAGGGUGAGGCUUGGGCAAUGGGAUGUAGUCAUGAUUACUACUCGUGCUCAAAAUAAUUGGGUAACAUUUAAAAUGUUCUUGUGGCUCCUUGUAAAAUUAGACAGUGUUGUAUUUAUGUGCAGGCUUGUAAUUGAGAACCGACAGCUUUGGAAACCGAUCCACCUGUGGAAAUCCAUAUAGAAAACUGACAAAAGAGAAGGCUGGAUCCAGAGCGGUGCUCAGUGGAGUUCCAUUUGGACUGGAGGAAGGGAAUGGCAAUCCCUCCUUACCACUGAAAAGUUGCUCCAGAAACAGCAUGGGAGUGGUGCUGGUGAAGAGGAAUAAUCUGGAAGGAGGGGCAAGACUGGAUCCAACCCAUUGUCCCAAUUUAAUCUAGCGCUUUGUUUUUUCUGAGUUCAUACAGUGAAUGUUCAGAUCAGAUUCAGCCAUGAGAAAGACCCAGGGGAAUCAUGAGUUCUGUUUGCAUUUUUUUAAAAAAAGUUAUACACUACAACUUAUUUUGUCUACUUUUUUUACAUUUCUGCAUACUCUUGAAAAUAAAGUCUUAUGGUUACCAUCAUACUAUUUUGGAU